This is a messenger RNA of Aspergillus japonicus CBS 114.51, 559 nucleotides long. RefSeq lists its product as uncharacterized. NCBI's taxonomy places the organism in Eukaryota, Fungi, Ascomycota, Eurotiomycetes, Eurotiales, Aspergillaceae. The record is from RefSeq and is a predicted model, not a curated record. The transcript has a single exon. The coding region runs from base 94 to 474 and encodes 126 amino acids.
CAAAAACCCUUAUUGGCCCUUCAAACCGUUAUACGGUGUACUGUACAUACACCGUGUCCGCUGGGGUUACUCUUUUAGGGUUCCUACAUAAGUAUGGUGGUUAGGUACUGUACAGAGAGGCGGGGGGAAGUGAAAAGGACCGAGCGCAACUUGCUCUUUUCCCUCUCUCUCUCUCUCUCUCCAUCAUAUUGUUUCAUUUCGCAAGGGACGGACUCUUGCGAGUUGGUUUUUCCGGUAGGGCGAGAAAAUAAAGGGUGCAGUAUGUGCGUACGUGCAUGCGUGCAUUCUGCGCGCGUUUGUGUGUGUGUAUGUGUAUUUGGGUGGCUUUUUUUUUUCUUUGCUUUUUUUCUGGGGGGGAUGGCAGGCAGGCAGGCAGUCACCUGCUUAAGGGAUUGUUCUGUUCUGUUCUGUUCUGUUUUGCUUUUUUGUCUCCCGUUGAUUUGGCUUCAUGUUGCAACUCUUGAGGUCGUUUGACGAUUGUCUACUUCUAGCUAAAUGACUGACUUACUCUCCCUGCAGCUGGGUCUGGGGGAUCCAAUAGACAGGAAAAGUGUGUAUC